This is a messenger RNA of Podospora anserina S mat+, 1740 nucleotides long. RefSeq lists its product as uncharacterized. The transcript is spliced from 3 exons. Gene Ontology annotation, molecular function: superoxide-generating NAD(P)H oxidase activity. Lineage: Eukaryota; Fungi; Ascomycota; Sordariomycetes; Sordariales; Podosporaceae. The record is from RefSeq and is a predicted model, not a curated record. The coding region runs from base 1 to 1740 and encodes 579 amino acids. Gene Ontology annotation, biological process: defense response; superoxide anion generation. Gene Ontology annotation, cellular component: plasma membrane; NADPH oxidase complex.
AUGUCGGGUUACGGAGGUUACGAUGGGGGUUUAAGGAGCAGCGGGUCAAUGAAGCAGUCGGAGAGAUCAAGAUGGACGCCACUUACACGGAUGUUGUUGUCGGGCGAAAUGACACAGGAAAGGCAAAAGGAACUGACUCCAAGGGAAAAGUUCGACAAGUGGAUGGUGAACGAAGGAUAUCGCCGAAUUUUCGUCUUCGUUUUCAUGUUCCUCCACGCCAUCUUAUUCGCCUUCAGUUUCGUCAAUUUUGCGGUGAAGGAGAACUUACAAAUAGCCCGAGACACAUUUGGCCCGACGUUUAUGAUUGCCAGAUCCGCUGCGCUGGUCCUCCACGUCGAUGUCGCCUUGAUUCUGUUCCCCGUUUGCCGAACGCUCAUUUCCAUGGCCAGACAAACGCCCCUGAACGGCAUUAUUCAGUUCGACAAGAACAUCACUUUCCAUAUCACCACCGCUUGGUCGAUCGUGUUUUGGUCCUGGGUUCAUACGAUUGCCCAUUGGAACAACUUUGCUCAGGUCGCCGCUAAGAACAACUUGGGCAUCUACGGAUGGCUUCUCGCCAACUUCGUGUCGGGCCCGGGCUGGACUGGAUACGUGAUGUUGAUCGCGCUCAUGGGAAUGGUCAUCACCUCGGUUGAGAAGACGAGACGCGCCAACUAUGAACGAUUCUGGUACACUCACCACAUGUUUAUCGUCUUCUUCUUUUUCUGGUCGAUCCACGGUGCUUUCUGCAUGAUUCAGCCCGACUUUGCACCCUUUUGUAUUUCGAUCGGCACCCAGGCUAUCGGCGUCUUUUGGCAGUACUGGAUGUACGGUGGUUUCGCCUACCUGGCCGAGCGUGUUGCCCGUGAGAUUCGCGGCAGACACAAGACAUAUAUCUCCAAGGUCAUUCAGCACCCGAGCAACGUCUGCGAAAUUCAGAUCAAGAAGGAGCACACCAAGACCAGGGCUGGACAGUACAUCUUUUUCUGCUGCCCGGCUGUUUCUCUCUGGCAGUAUCACCCAUUCACUCUGACCAGCGCUCCCGAGGAGGACUACAUCUCGAUCCACAUGCGCGUUGUGGGUGACUUCACCAGGGCUGUUGCUGAGACUUUGGGCUGCGAGUUCGACAAGAAGAAGGGGGAUGCUUCCAAGGUUGUUGGUGUGGAUCAGUCCAACGAUGAGGUUGAUCCCGCUCUCCGCCGUGUGCUUCCCCGUGUUUACAUCGAUGGACCCUUUGGCUCAGCUUCGGAGGAUGUGUUCAAGUACGAGAUUUCGGUUCUCUGCGGUGCCGGUAUCGGUGUUACGCCUUUCGCCUCGAUUCUCAAGUCGAUCUGGUACCGCAUGAACUACCCUCAGAAGCGGACACGGCUCAGCAAGGUCUACUUCUUUUGGAUUUGCAGAGAUUUCGGUUCUUUUGAGUGGUUCCGCUCGCUUCUUCUCGCUAUUGAGGCGCAGGAUGUGGACAACAGAAUCGAGAUUCACACGUACCUGACAGCCAAGAUCAAGGUUGAUGACGCGACGAACAUCAUGAUCAACGACGCCAACGCCGACAAGGACACGAUUACUGGUCUCCGGUCACCGACCAACUUUGGUCGCCCCAACUGGGAUAUGAUCUUCAGAGGUAUCCGGAAGCUUCACACGCCUGCCGAGGCUGGUGUGUUCUUCUGCGGUCCCAAGGGUUUGGGCAGCCAACUGCACGUCUUUUGCAACAAGUACAGCGAGCCUGGGUUCAACUUUGUUUGGGGCAAGGAGAACUUCUAA